AUGAGAAUUAUGAAAUAUAUAUCAUUACCUUCAAAAGAAACUGAGCAUGAUCCACGAAUAACCUCUGUGAACGAGGCUGGGGAGCUGGCGGAUCCUCAGUGGAACAAUUCGGCAGAUUCCCCAGGCAGUGAUAAUAUUAGAUUUGAUAAUACUGAGGAUGAACGAGAAACCAUGCUUAAUAAAGAAAGAGGAGAAGAAGAUACUGUGGUUGACAUGGACGAAAGUUUGGAUGCCCUCGAUUACGGAAAAGAGAAGAGAGAUAGAUCGAUAUUACCGUGUUUGUGCAUUGCCGGUGUAUUCAUUCUAGCAUGGAUAGUUUCGGCCAUUAUUUAUGGAUUUUAUAAAACAGGUGCUUCAAGUGCUGAAAACUUAGCUAAUCGAAUACAGUUCGAUGAUUUGUAUAAUAAAAGCUUUUAUCCUGAAUUUAAAGAUUUGAUAUGGAACAUGGCUGAUGGUGAAGAUGGUACGUUCGUGUAUCGGGAUCAUCAUGACAAUAUCAUAUUGGAGCGAAUUUCAGAUCGGAAAAAGGAAACGUUAGUCAAAGGAACUGAUAUCAUCGAUCAUGAUGGGACUCCUAUUUUCUACUCUGAUUUUUCUAUCUCCCCGGAUUCAAAUUACGUUUUGCUAUCAAUUAAUAAAACAAAGCAAUGGAGAUAUUCACACUUUUCAAACUAUUUGAUUUUUAAUAUAACAUCGAAAUCAAUAUUCCAUCUUACGAAACCCAUUGACGAUGAUCAUCAAGCGGUACUUUCUUAUGCUCAAUGGAGUCCUGUUGGUCACACUGUGGCUUUUAUCAAAGAUAAUGACGUAUAUAUAUCUGUAGAUUUAGUAGAUGAAAGACGUAUUACAUUUGAUGGUUCGGCUGUGGUCUUUAAUGGUAUGCCGGACUGGAUUUAUGAAGAGGAGGUUCUUAAAGCAGAUAACGCGAUUUGGUGGUCUGGUGAUGGGAAGCGUCUUGCUUAUCUUCGUUUAAAUGAGUCGGAAGUUCCUGAAUAUCGAUUUCCUAUGUAUAUGACUGGUUUUGAGGUUGCUCCCUAUCCUAGAGAAGUUGUUCUAAGAUACCCUGAACCGGGAUAUCCAAACCCGAUCGUAACUUUACAUGUCUACGAUUUGGAAACACCGUUACGCUCUCAAUCCGGUUUUAUUCGUUUUGAAGAUGAUUUGCCAGAUGAUGAUAAAUUGAUUACGGAAGUUAUGUGGGCUGGAAAUGAGAAAAUUUUAGUAAGAGUUAUGAAUCGCGUUCAGGAUAUAGCAAGAGUGGUUCUUGUAGACACAAAUACUCGUAUGGGAGUAACGGUUCGUGAAGAAAAUGCCGAUAAAAUGGAUGGUGGUUGGUACGAGAUUAAUAAAAGUUGGGUUUACAUUAAAAAAACGGGUAGUCUCGAACAAGACGCUUAUGUUGAUGUGGUGGUGAAUAAAGGUUACGAUCAUCUCGCUUUAUUUUCACCCAUCGGCUCAAACACUCCAAAGUUUCUCACUAGUGGAAAUUGGGAGGUUGAUGGCAGCGCGUUAGCAGUUGAUUAUGAUCGAGAAUUGAUAUAUUUCAUUAGUACAGAGAAGUCUUCAACAGAGAGACAUAUAUAUUCUGUAACCUGGGAUGGAAAAUAUAUAACACCAAUAACGGAUAUCAGUAGUGAAGGUUAUUAUUCAGCUAGCUUUUCACCGGGUGCUCAAUACUAUAAUUUAUUAUAUGAAGGUCCAGGUGUUCCUUGGCAAAAAGUAUUGAAAAUUGGGGACAAAGAUUUUGGAAUGGUUUUGACUGAAAAUAACGAGCUCAAAGAAAUUAUGAAUUCCCUUGAAUUACCUACAAAGAAACAUCUAACGAUUGAAAUUAACGGAACUGCUUUCAAUGCCAUCGAAAUAAGACCACCAGGAAUGGAUGACAGUGGAAAGGAAAAGUAUCCGGUGUUAUUCAAUAUUUACGGAGGUCCAGCUUCUCAACUUGUAAAUACAAAAUUCACGAUGAAUUGGCACACGUUUUUAGCCUCGUCGGAUCGAUUAAAGUAUAUCACGGUACUAGUUGACACGCGCGGUACAGGAUUUCAGGGAAGAUCAUAUAGAUGUAUCGUUAGAGGACGUUUAGGUGAAAUUGAAUCAGAGGAUAUAAUUAAUGCCGGACGUUAUUGGGCGAAUUUACCAUAUGUUGAUUCAAAUAGAAUGGCAAUAUGGGGUUGGUCCUUUGGAGGAUUUUUAACAACAAAGGUUAUUGAAUCGGAUUCUGGAGUUUUCCAAGUUGGAAUGGCCGUCGCACCUGUAACUGAUUGGAGAUUCUAUGAUUCUAUUUAUACCGAACGUUAUAUGAAGAUGCCAUCACAAAACCCCAAAGGUUAUGAGAAUAGUGCUAUUACUAAUAUGACAGGUUUCGAACAUGCUAAAUUCUUGGUUGUACAUGGAACUGGUGAUGACAAUGUUCACUUCCAGAAUACAGCUAAUUUAAUUGAUAGGUUAACUCUUGCAUCCGUACAUAAUUAUCGUGUACAGUUCUUUACUGAUAGCAAUCAUAAUAUUGCUAAACAUAAUGCUAAUCGAGAGCUUUAUUAUCUGCUCACGGAAUAUCUUUGGCAAAGUUUUGGGACCGGAGGAUAA
Molecule: messenger RNA, 2586 nt
Organism: Funneliformis caledonium
Lineage: Eukaryota; Fungi; Glomeromycota; Glomeromycetes; Glomerales; Glomeraceae
Source: the annotation of a GenBank genome assembly